AUGGCAAUGUCUCUUCCACAAGGACAAUGUCCCAUACAAUGUCAGUUAUGUGAAGGAGAUCCUAAAGUAAAUUGGAAGUGUUUAGAUUGUGGAUUAUUUAUGUGUAGAACAUGCAAAGAUAAAGUACAUUCUAAAUUCAAGUCUGAAAAGAAACAUAUAAUUGUUGACAUAAAGGAAGUUGGCCGACGAGACAUUAAAGAAAACAAACAAGGCAGUGUGGUUAGACAACAAGACAAAGUAGUGUCCAUUUUUGGUCAGCGCAAUGAUGAAGUAAGCAAUUCUUCAACUAAUGUGAAACUAAUGAACAUAAAAGAAUAUCAGACCAACACGAUUUUCAUGAAUACGUUGGCAGUUUCCUUGAACGAUUCAUUAUGGGUUGGUGAUGGGUAUAAGAAAGGUUUCGAUCCCUUAACAUUACCUACAGCAUUGCAGAAUUUUAAACUUAAAGGAGAUAAAGUGAAGGUCAAGUCCAGUUUUAACAUCGACGUAUCAGAUAUAGCUGUUUCACCUAACAAUGACCUCCUUCUCGCCAUACAAGAACCAAGACUGAAGCAGAUAAAAGCUGGAUCCAGAAAAAUAACAGACUCAGUCUUCUGUGCAGAAUCGUCCAAUCUCUUUAGUGUACAUGUAACCAAAGAUGGCACAGUGAUAGCGGGUGGAACGAAAAUUGUUAUUGUAAUGGAUACAGAAGGUAACCAUCUCACAAGGUAUGAAAAUGAUAAGAACAAUACACCUUUAUUUGAAGGAACUAUUUGGUCUAUAACCAGUACUCUUUAUGGCAAUAUUUUUGUCAUAGAGUUUAUCGAUAAUCCAAGAGUGGUUGUAUUAGGCAAGUCAGAUCUCAUCAGUAUCUACACAGGACAUCCUUCUAUUAACAUCACUGACAGGUUUCAUCCUAUGUCAAUUGUAACCACGCCAUUGGACAAUGUUAUUAUGGCGGACUGUGACAAUCAUACACUGCACAUACUGGACAAUACUGGCCAUCUACUGACCAUCUACGAUACCAUGGACAUUCAUAUUAGAUAUCCAAGAUCUCUAGCCAUUAAUUCUACAGAAGGACCAGUAGCAGAAUUAUAUCUUGGAUGUCUUCAUGGCAGAAAGUUAUACAAGAUGAGCAUAAUAGGAUAUUAA
Molecule: messenger RNA, 1131 nt
Organism: Mytilus trossulus (common blue mussel)
Lineage: Eukaryota; Metazoa; Mollusca; Bivalvia; Mytilida; Mytilidae
Exons: 1
Coding region: 1-1131 (376 amino acids)
Source: RefSeq, a predicted model, not a curated record